Molecule: messenger RNA, 1723 nt
Organism: Patiria miniata (bat star)
Lineage: Eukaryota; Metazoa; Echinodermata; Asteroidea; Valvatida; Asterinidae
Exons: 5
Coding region: 146-1594 (482 amino acids)
Molecular function (GO): SMAD binding
Source: RefSeq, a predicted model, not a curated record
UGAUGGGUCUCAAAAAAGUUAUCGAUAAUAUGAUUGAGAGUACUUAAGAUAUGUAUUCUGCGGGUUCUCCACAUCAGAUUCAAGUGUAGACAUCUGGAAGUCCUAGUAGCAAGAACAACUCAAAGAGUUCCUAUCACUAAAGAGCAUGGGGACCUCAGAUAAACUGACAAUGCAGAUGUUAGAAACAGAACCACAUUUUGCCAUGAUUCCAAGAACACUCUCACCAAUACUACCAUCAAAGUCUAGAAUGGAGAGAUCUCUUGAGUUUGGAUCGCAUAGUAGUGAUAGCGGUGUGGGUCAGGAUUACAGUGGAAGACCUGCUGCGGUGUCAGAGCAGAUACACAGCCAGACAGGCGUCAAGUUGCCAGUGAAGCAUGUCACCUCAUCGGGAACACAGCAUGGGUCUCUCCUUGAGAGAUACCUCGUCCACAGUCACUCUAAGUGCAUCGCCUGCAGGGACUGUGGGAUUUUCUUUUCCCUCGAUGCCUUCUUGGCCCACAGUCACGACAAGCAUGGCAGGAAGCGCCACCGUCCCCAAGCAGACUUCCUAGAACUUGACACGGAGAAUCCGGGCUCCCAGCAACUGAGGGUUUGGGAGGAGUUCCUCACUACAACGGGGCAGAAAGCCAGACCAGCUGGGUCAAGUGUAUCAUUUGCCAUGGAUGUUGGUAACAGAAAAGGAGAGCGCUUUCUUGACUCAUCCAGCAGAAACCAGUUAUCAGUUGAGAGGCCAGCAAAUUAUCCAACCGAUGAACUCUCGAAUCAUGUCAGUGCCCCUGUAUCUGAUUUUGACAAAAGUGUAAGAGACACUGUAAAUGCCUCUGAACGGCUGCUCAGGGAGACCUCCCAGUACCUCCACUCCUCGGCAGAAAAACUGAGGCACAGGAGGCAAAAGUCCUUAAGAAAUUACCAACUCCGUCCAACUGUUCUCCUGCCAAACAAUGAUGUUACGAAUGAUAGUACAUCCUCUGCUGGACAUGUUCAACCUGUAAUCAAAGACACACUUGCCUCCAGCCAAAACUCCAAGAGGCCAAAUCGAAAAUUCCUUGAGAAGUACUUGGAGAAGAGCAAAGAUAGUUUUCAGCUUCUCACAGACUCGUUGGCAUCCAAGUCGGCAUCGAAGUCUGAAUCCUCAUUUGGACUCGAUAGCAGAAUGAAUACAGAGUAUCCGCAGCAGGAAUCUCUGAGUAUGGAGAGCGAAGAAAUUAAAAGGGGCGUGGUCAAGCAUGGUGAGAGAGGAGGAGGCGAUGCAGACAGACAGGUUGUCAGUCGUGUUUCUCCGAGGCCGAUCAGUCCUGACAAGACCCCUCAUGGAAAGAGCAUCAUUCUCCAAGAACACUUUGAUCGAAAUGAUCCCUUAUUUAUUGUUCAGACGGCUCAGGAAUUGCUGACGCUGGCAGCUCACAAAAUGCAAGAACGACAACAAAACAGUCCAGGUGGAAUAGACUGGCAGAAGAGGUAUGAAAUGGAGAAGGAUCUGAACCGAGAGAAAGACAAGAGAAUAAGGGAACUUGAAGGACUUUUGAAGGAGGAGCAAAGGAAACGGCAAGACAUUGAGGUCCAGCUCAGGGCGAUACGUCUGCAAAAGUUGUAGGACUAUUCUCUGUUGUUCAUUAGUUUGUCGCUUGUUAAAACACUAACUGCUUCUGUUUCCAUGGGACCAGGAAAACUUCACAUAGUGUUUCCCCUUACUCAGCAUUUUUCACUUUACUGUAAAAAAAGU